AUGGAGGUGCCGGGCUCGCGAUCUCGAGUGCGAGACGCGUCACCAAUACCAGCUUCUUCCGACCAUAUAUCUCGUCCAACAUCCUCUAAGUCGACUCGCCGACGAGAGGUAGAAAAACAUCGCGAGGUCACAACCACCGUUGGGCCAACGCCCAGCAUCGGCCAGUUUUCGUUUGCUCCGGCUACCCGCACCACAGUCGUUACUACCACCACAACCACCACCACCAACUUUCCUCCGCUUAUCCUCAACCCCCCACGCUCAACUCGCGAACUGAAUCCUAAGCUAUAUCCUCUUGCUUCAUAUCCUACUCCGUCCGCUCUACGAAAUUUCCAGUUCGAACUCGAUGGUCAGUCUGUUAUCUUUAAUGAACCAGAAGAUACCGAUGCCGUUCUACACGAGAUACAUGAACAACAUGUCGCUCUGAAGUCAUCAAAAGGUGUACUUACUUCGGUUGCAGGCUACGAAGGUUCCAGCCAGAACGCCAGCCCUCGUGCUUCCAUUUCCCAUCCCUCGAGUGUAGCAGCAUCCAAACGUCGAGCUGUUUCCCCGUUUACGUAUCCUGAUGCAUCUGGCAAACGUACACGGUCGUUGAUGGCUCCCUUGGAUUCUCGUGGGCAACAAAGAAAGAGUCGCCUAGGAGGGAUUGCCUCCGCCACUAAUUCGUCAGUGGCCGGCUUAGCCACCCCUGAAACCGAAACAACUCGUUUUCGCUUUGAUCGACAUGCUGCUCUGCGAAAACGUCUUCAUACCGAGAAAGUCGGACAGUCUGUUGCCUCUGCUGCAUCCUCUCACGGCGACGCCGCUCUUUCCCAGACCUCAACUCCAAGUCAGUCAUUCGCUUCAAAACCUCGUAUUCGAGAGCAGAGUCCAGUCGAGGCGACUCCAGCACUUGAAGAUCAAUCGAGCUCUAUGACGCGUGUCUUAUCGGACUACCAUGGCCAAGAUCCUCAGUCGGCUACAGAAGAUGACGGAUCUGGCGAAACUUUCUCUGCGGAGAACGAAGGGACUCAAGAAUCGGAGCCCUAUCAACAGACUGCUCCAACCGCUUUGUCCACUCAUGGUUCAGUCCUCGGUCAAGACAUGUGCUUGCCCAGCCCGAGUCUAUCUCCAGUAACGGCCAUGAAUACUCACAACCCGGAUUACUUUCUUGAGUUCCCAGACGACCAAGGAACAGAUACUGACUCUAGCUUGGAUAAUCAUGUUCCUGUUCUGUCCGACACUCUCCGGCAAAAGACUGUGCAUAACGUUUCCAGCAGUCAACCAUCUAUGAGCAACGUCGCUGUCCAACCACGACCCACGUCAUUAAUGGAUAUCCCGGCCACACUAGAAUUCUUUGAAGCCAUACCGGACGAGAUGAAGACUUAUAUGAUGUAUCAGCUCUUGAAACGUUGUCCCAAACCUACACUCCAGUUUGUCGCCGAUAUUGUCAACCCUGCUUUGAAGUGCGAUUUUUUGGCUCUUUUACCCGCUGAACUGACUCUCAACAUUGUGAAAUAUUUCGACUACCAAACUAUGUGUCGGGCUUCCCAGGUUUCGAAGAAAUGGCGUCACAUUAUUAACUCAGAUGAACGACAUUGGAAAGAGUUGUUUGAGAGCGCUGGAUUCAAACUCCCCCCUGGCGAACUACAGAAGGCUAUUAGAGAAGGUUGGGGUUGGCAAUUUCCUAACGGACCCGAGGAUUAUGAAAAGGAUAUGUCUACCCCAACUCUCAAAGUUGAUUCCGACUACUUCAAUCAAUCGUCCCAUCUGUCUUCAAGCUUCUUGUCCAACCCGCUCUCGAUGGAUUCUAUUUCGCCUCGUCGUUCAAAGAGGAAAGCCACCAAUAGAACACCGACUCGAAAGACCGUCAGGCGUAAGCUGACGCCAUCUCACAGAAUUGGGUCCCCAGCCUCAGAUUCAUCAGACUGGAUCAACGAGGCCUCACUUAUUGAGGGUCCCACCGCCGCUGCAAAUGCUGCGGCUGCUGCCAUUCCCUAUCCUGACGUUGGCCUCAGCUCACUCCGUAGUUUGCAUCUUUAUAAAUCACUAUAUCGACGCCAUCUUUCCAUUCAAAAAAGCUGGAUGCGCUCUGACUUGAAGCCAAGGCACCUAGCUUUCCGUGCUCAUGAUCGCCAUGUCGUCACUUGUCUUCAAUUCGACUCGGAAAAGAUCCUCACUGGCAGCGAUGACACCAAGAUCCAUGUAUACGACACUAAGACUGGCGCCUUGAGGUCUGUUCUUGAAGGUCAUGAAGGUGGUGUCUGGGCUUUGGAGUAUCACCAGAAUACACUUGUUUCGGGCUCCACGGAUAGAUCUGUGCGUGUCUGGGAUAUCGAAAAGGCCAAGUGUACGCAGGUAUUCCACGGCCACACAUCCACCGUACGAUGCCUACAGAUCCUGCUUCCCGCUGAAGUUGGAAAGAAUCCAGAUGGGUCUUCAAUCAUGAUGCCCAAGGAACCCUUAAUUAUUACCGGGUCACGCGAUUCCAAUUUGCGAGUCUGGAAGUUGCCAAAACCGACUGACCCGUAUUAUCUCGAUGCCGGCUCACAUGCUGAGGACACGGACUGCCCCUAUUUCCUACGUACUCUGUCAGGCCAUCAAUACUCUGUACGGGCUAUUGCAGCGCAUGGUGACACCUUAGUUUCAGGAAGCUACGACUGUACUGUUCGAGUCUGGAAAAUCUCGACUGGAGAGUGCAUGCAUAGGCUACAAGGUCAUACGCUCAAGGUUUACAGUGUCGUUCUGGAUGUGGAGAGAAAUCGUUGCAUUAGUGGCUCGAUGGACAAUAUGGUCAAAGUCUGGUCACUAGAUACCGGAGCCUUGCUGUACAAUCUAGAAGGUCAUACAUCACUCGUGGGACUCUUGGAUCUUAAGGGCAACCGGUUGGUCUCUGGGGCGGCCGACUCAACACUUAGAAUCUGGGAUCCAGAGAACGGUCAGUGUAAGAACACGCUAACCGCCCACACUGGAGCCAUUACCUGCUUCCAGCACGACGGCGAAAAGAUCAUCUCUGGCUCCGACCGGACACUCAAAAUGUGGAAUGUACGAAACGGUGAAUGCGUCAAGGACCUUCUUCGAGAUCUCAGCGGGGUGUGGCAAGUACGAUUCAACGAACGUACUUGUGUGGCGGCGGUUCAGCGAGAUGGCUUGACUUAUAUUGAGGUUCUCGAUUUUGGUGCUUUCCGAGAUGGUGUUCCUGAAUACCGACUUGGUAAACGCAUACUAGUAGACCGCUUCGGUCUUUCCGUUGACAAUGACGAUGAUGAAGAUGACUACGACGCGACAGAAUAA
Messenger RNA from Talaromyces marneffei, 3270 nucleotides. RefSeq lists its product as uncharacterized. Gene Ontology annotation, molecular function: protein binding. Bases 1 to 3270 code for a protein of 1089 amino acids. The record is from RefSeq and is a predicted model, not a curated record. The transcript is spliced from 3 exons. Lineage: Eukaryota; Fungi; Ascomycota; Eurotiomycetes; Eurotiales; Trichocomaceae.